CGUUUUUUCGCAAGACUUCAGGAAAAGGAACUGUCCUGACAGCUUUCGGUAAUACGUUUGGUACCUUAUUCCUCCUUCCUGGACCAGUCAGCUUGAGUUAAACGUCAGUGCGGUGGAGAGUGAAGAGCGGAGCAGGAGAGGCGGCAGGGCGUACUCAGGAACAAUCUAAGGACAAAUCCCAGCUAAGAUGGCAGAGACUAAAAGUGACACAGGUGUUACUGAAAAAGAUGCUGUCAAAAAAGAGGUCGGACAAGCCAGUUAUACCAACAUGGGCUUCACAUAUCCUGAAUCUGGUGAGGUAAUGCAAGUACCUCCACCUCCAUCAUACAUGCCACCUUCAUAUCAAUCAGCAGUCUGUGCCAGUGCGUAUGACAACAAACCUGAGCCUCCACUGAAUUCAAAUUAUAACACAAUAAAUGCUCCGGACACAGUUGUAGUUGUAACAGGAAAUGACGCAUUACCACCCGGCUGUGUGGAAGUGGUGGCAACUGAGUUUGAAGAGAAAUCUGUUCGGAGAGCUUUCAUCAGAAAAGUAUUUGCAGUGGUCACCUUGCAGCUGUUGAUUACUUUUGGCAUCGUAUGCAUUUUCACCUUCGCAGAUGUUGUGAAGAAUUACGUCAAGUCCAACAUUUGGGUCUACAUAACCUCCUACUGUGUGUUUGCAGUUGUGGCCAUUGUCCUUCAGUUUGGAGGGUCCUUGAGGAGGAAAUUUCCCUGGAAUAUUAUUGCACUGGGUGUUGUGACACUGAGCUUGUCCUUCAUGGUGGGAGCAGUGGCUUCAUUCCAUGAUACCACAGCUGUCAUAAUUGCACUUGGAAGUACAGUGAUCAUCUCCUUCACCAUUAUCCUCUUCUCAGUACAGUCACGAAUAAGCUUCUCCAUCUGCAACGGCAUCCUUCUUGUCCUGGCUGUUGACCUCAUGAUGUUUGGCUUCUUCUCCAUUUUCUUCUACUCCACCAUGCUCCAGAUUCUCUAUGGCUGCCUUGGGGCACUCGUCUUUGCUUUGUUCCUAGCCAUUGACGUUCAGCUUGUGAUUGGUCGAGAAUCGUAUGCCCUGAGCCCUGAGGAGUACAUAUUUGCAGCUUUAGCCAUUUACCUGGACAUCAUCCUCAUCUUCCUUUAUCUCCUCAUCCUCUUUGGUGGAGGCAAAAAGUAACUCAACUCAACUAAACAUACGACGAGCAACCGCUCCAUGCAAAAUCAAAGAGAGACUUAACUCCGAGCUUAAAGAUAUUUUUAUUACAUUUUUAUUGAAUUAAGUGUACUACCUUGGACCAUUUUUUUACAUUGUUUUAUGAAUUGUAACUACUGUAUUUUCAUUUGUAAUUAAAAAUGGAUGAAUUUUUUUGUUUCACAUAUCAGGUUGGACUAAUGUGUUCAGGAUUAGAAUUGAUGCACUUAGAAUGACUUGCAAGCAGCAAACAAAAAUAAUGCAAAUGGAUUUUUUAAGGUAUUUGUUCUAAGUAGUCGGUUAAUAUUUAUCAUUAAUUUUGUUUUUCGAUAGUGCUCUCUUAAUUUGACAUUAUUUCACUUUGACCUAAUGUCAUCAUGUGAUGCCACAUGGGUGGGACACCAGAUGUCACUGCCACUCCAGUAUAAGAAUGGUGGCAUGAUUGAGGAAGCACUCAAAGCAAAAAGCUCUUUAGCAUAAGAGGAAGAGAAAGCAUCUCAAGGUGAUGGUGAAGUUGGCCUUUUUCUGGUUUGAAACUUAUUCUUUUUUGACUUUGAGUUCUGUCAUUUCCUUCAUGUUUUUAUUUCUAGCUUUUUUAUGGACUAUAAACCUGCCAUGUCCGUUUGGUUUUCAUAUCCUGUCUAAUUUCUCUAGAGAACAGUAAAAACACACAAUACUGCUGACACGUACAUAGCAAUAUUUGUUU
Molecule: messenger RNA, 1877 nt
Organism: Polypterus senegalus (gray bichir)
Lineage: Eukaryota; Metazoa; Chordata; Cladistia; Polypteriformes; Polypteridae
Product: protein lifeguard 1
Exons: 8
Coding region: 188-1156 (322 amino acids)
Biological process (GO): negative regulation of apoptotic signaling pathway
Cellular component (GO): membrane; Golgi apparatus; endoplasmic reticulum
Source: RefSeq, a predicted model, not a curated record